Messenger RNA from Notothenia coriiceps (black rockcod), 1141 nucleotides. It is a transcript of the gene tmem86b, whose product is annotated as transmembrane protein 86B. The transcript is spliced from 3 exons. NCBI's taxonomy places the organism in Eukaryota, Metazoa, Chordata, Actinopteri, Perciformes, Nototheniidae. The record is from RefSeq and is a predicted model, not a curated record. The coding region runs from base 162 to 914 and encodes 250 amino acids. Gene Ontology annotation, molecular function: hydrolase activity. Gene Ontology annotation, cellular component: membrane.
AUUCGUGUGGAAUUCCAGCAGACUGAGAGAAGCAGCAGAGAUUCCACACUGGAGGGAAUAAGACGAGGACAUCUGGAUGUAUGUGUCUGUAACAAAGACAGUAAAGACAAAAGAAAAAAGAAGACAGGUUCAUCCAACUGAGACCGACUGACUGUGAGACGAUGGACAUCCUUGACACUCAUGCCUACGACAGGCGGCAGAGGAGAUACACGUCUUGUGCCCUCUUUCUCUCUCUCCUGCCUUUCUUUUUGUCCACAGCUUUGUAUUUCUACCUUUGGACUCCUGACUCCCCGGGGUCCAUCAUGUCUGCAGCCGUCAAAACGGCCCCCGUUCUGCUGCUGGCGGCAGCCGUGCUGAGCUGGAAUGGAGGUCAGAGUGUGCUGGGUGUGGUGGGAGGACUGGUCUGCUCUGCUGUGGGGGACUGGUGCCUGGUGUGGCCUGAGCAUUUUCUGCACGGAAUGGGAGCGUUUGCUGCGGCUCACCUGCUCUACUCAUUCACCUUCCUCUCCAGCAAUUAUUCAGCGUAUUCCGCUUCCUCUUCCGUCUGUUUUCGUUUUCUGUAUCUUAUCCUUUUUAUGAUAGGAGGAGGUUUUUACAUCUACAUAUUUCCAUUCCUGCAGACAGCGCCAGACUCAGAGCUACUGGUUCCAGCUGUGGGGAUCUAUGUUGUUUUGAUUGCUUUAAUGGGGGCAUUAGCCAUCAGAUCCCGCCAGACAGCAACCCUGUUGGGGAGUUUGUCCUUCAUGGUGUCCGACCUGUCGCUGGCUCUGCAGAUUUUCAAGGCGACGCCGCCAAUGGAGUACGGUAAUGCUCUCGUCAUGGUGACGUAUUAUUCUGCACAGUUACUAAUAGCUGUGGGCGAUAUAAAGGCAGUGGAGAACAAGGACGACUUUUCAAAAUGGAAGAGGUCCUAAACAGCAUCCAUGAGGCAUCCCUAGAGUAUCUCAAUCAGCCUCGUGAAUACUAAAACUACCUAUAAAAACUUCAUGUAGGUCUUAUUAGUGUUUAAUUUUAACACUUUAAGUACAGGAAAAGAGGAAACUAGAAAGACAGUUCUCCUUUUUUUCCAACACUUGAUGGCUACUGGCUAAUUUCAAACAAGUUAAUAAACAGCAAGAUAUUUAAAUACCACAGUUUACAA